This is a messenger RNA of Oppiella nova, 2054 nucleotides long. NCBI's taxonomy places the organism in Eukaryota, Metazoa, Arthropoda, Arachnida, Sarcoptiformes, Oppiidae. The record is from the annotation of a GenBank genome assembly.
GUGAGAGGACCCAAAAUGUUCACCAGUUAUUUGCAUAACAAGGCGGCAACCGAUGAGGCCAUUGAUAGGGACGGGUGGCUAUUGACGGGAGAUAUCGGACACUACGAUGAAAAGGAAAGACUAUUUAUCACGGACCGCAUCAAAGAGAUGAUCAAAUUAGGGCCAAUACAGGUGUCGCCCACAGAGAUCGAGCUCUACCUACUCACCCAUCCAUGCGUUGCUGAAGUGGCUGUCGUUGGGGUCAGACAUGAGACUGAAGGCCAGUGGCCCCGGGCUUACGUCAAACGCCGGGAUGGUAUGGAUGUUACGGAACAGGAACUACGCAAAUAUAUUGCAGACUCAUUGGCGGAACCAAACCAAUUGAGGGCUGGAGUGGUAUUCGUUGAUCACAUCCCGCGGACUACUAUCGGGAAAGUCGACCGAAAAUACUUUAAGAAAUUGACCGACUUCUGUACCUCAAAGAGUCUAACCGUUGCUGAAUUAUUGACCAAAGCCAAUGCCUUAGCUCAGGCCCUAGUGGACAGGGGUGUCAACAAAAGUCAUUUAAUAGUCACUUUGGCCAACACUUGCGUAGAGCACGCGGUGCUUGUAUUCGCGUCAAUAUUCUUAGGCAUCACUCUAUACCCCAUAACACCGAUAGCUAAUGUCCACGAAUUGCAGACUAUAUUACCAACCCUGGGAUCAAUUGCCGUUUUUGUGGACACGGAUAAGGCUGAGCUCAUGGAUAAAGUGCUAACAAAUACCACGCUUAAUAUUGACGCCAAGUGGACAGUCGUAUUGGACGGAGUGUUUAAAAAGUAUAUAACGUUUGAUGAACUCCUAAAAGAGGGUCAAAACAGAUCUCUACCGAAAAUACCACACUUUCCGGUCGACCCCGAGAAAGACAUCUAUGUUUUGCUUCAGAGCUCCGGUACGUCAGGCAUAUUCAAGUCGGUGCAGAUAUCGCACCGGGCGUUUGUCGCCAACAUCUAUUGUGAUAUCUACCACCGGAGCCAACACUUGGAUCCACUGAUAUUCAGCGAAAUCACACCAUUUGGCAGUAUAUCCGGUCAGAUGUUUCUGUUUAAGUAUCUCUUAAUCGGAUCCACUUUUGUUGUGUACAGUCGUGUCACCGAAGAUAAUAUACUGAAGUCUAUAGAAAAGUAUAAAAUUAAUACAUUGUUUAUAAGCCCUCUGUUUGGCAGUCGACUGAUAUCCGAGAAAUACUUUCAAAAGUAUGACCUCUCAAGUGUCAAACUUAUUAUGACAUCAGGGGCUGCUUUCCCAGCACCGGUAGCCACAGAGUUGGUCACUAAACACGGAGUAGUCCUUAGGGAAGGUUACGGAAUGACAGAAUACGCGCCCAUAACUCACUGGCAAACAUGCGAGCCCUGGGAGUUUAUACCGGGAUCCAUGGGUUACCCAUCAUAUAACACCGAGAUCAAAGUGAUAGACGUGACUACAGGGGAUAGCCUACCGACUAAUACAGAGGGCCAGAUAUGCGUGAGAGGACCCAAACUAUUCACCAGUUAUUUGCAUAACAAGGCCGCAACCGAUGAGACCAUUGAUAAGGACGGGUGGCUCCUAACCGGCGAUAUCGGACAUUACGAUGAAAAGGACAGACUGUUUAUUACUGAUCGCAUCAAAGAGAUGAUCAAAUGGACGACAAUACAGGUGUCGCCCACAGAGAUCGAGCUCUUCCUACUCACCCAUCCAUGUGUUGCUGAAGUGGCUGUCAUUGGAGUCAGACAUCAGACUGAGAAUCAGUGGCCCCGGGCUUACGUCAAACGCCGAGAGGGUAUGGAUGUGACGGAACAGCAACUAUGCAAAUAUGUUGGAGACUCCUUGGGUGUUGAGAAACAAUUGAGGGCUGGAGUGGUAUUCGUUGAUCACAUCCCGCGGACUACUAUCGGGAAAGUCGACCGAAAAUACUUUAAGCAAUUGGUGUCUAAAGAAAUACUAACUGGCUAAAUAAUUUGAUACAAAAUAUUUACAUACUUUUGACGAAAUUGGAAAUAAAUAAAGAUUUAUAAUUUUUAUAUUAUAUUUAAUAAAACUUAUUUUAAUUACAAUAA